ACCUGGCGGGCUGCGGCGGGCAGCGGCAGACGCUGCCACCGCGCACACCUGCGCCGCCACGGCUCGCGCGUCCUCCCCUCCCCGCCCUCGGCCACCGCCAUGGACCAGGACGGGAUCCUGAGCCUGUGGUCCAACGCCGACGACUCGGACUCCAGCCAGACGGUCUCGGGCGAAUACUUCAGAUACAAGGGCAUCCUCUUCCCCGUGGGCCUCUACUCCCCGGAGAGCAUCAGCCAGGCCGAGAACACCUCCAAUGUGCGCGACGACGACAUCUUCAUCAUCACCUACCCCAAGUCAGGCACCACUUGGAUGAUCGAGAUCCUCAGCUUGAUCCUGAAGAACGGGGACCCCUCCUGGAUCCGCUCGGUGCCCAUCUGGGAGCGCGCGCCCUGGUGUGAGACCAUCAUAAGCGCCUUCACCCUCCAGGACCAGACGAGCCCCCGCCUGCUGAGCUCCCACCUCCCCAUCCAGCUCUUUCCCAAGGCCUUCUUCAGCACCAAGGCCAAGGUGAUCUACCUAAGCAGGAACCCCCGGGACGUGGUGGUCUCCUUCUACCAUUACUCCAAGAUCGCCAGGCAACUGAAGGACCCGGGCACGCCCGACCAGUUCCUGGAGAACUUCCUCAAGGGCGAAGUGCAGUUCGGCUCCUGGUUCGACCACAUUAAGGGCUGGAUUCGGAUGCAGGGCAGAGAGAACUUCCUGCUCCUCACCUACGAGGAGUUGCAGCGGGACCUCCAAGGCUCCGUGCAGCGCAUCUGUGAGUUCCUGGGCCGGCCGCUGGACGAGGAGGCCCUGGGCUCUGUGGUGGCACACUCGACCUUCGGUGCCAUGAAGGCCAAUUCCAUGUCCAACUACACGCUGCUGCCCACCAGCCUGCUGGACCACCGCCAAGGGGCCUUCCUCCGGAAAGGGGUCUGCGGGGACUGGAAGAACCACUUCACGGUGGCGCAGAGCGAGGCUUUCGACCGCGUGUACCGGGAGCAGAUGCGCGGAGUGCAGGCCUUUCCCUGGGACGAGGCCCCGGAGGAGACCAGCCGGGACCCCGAGCCCCAGCCCCAGCCGGAGACUGAGCCCGACCCCGAUCCCAGCCCCGUCCAGGCCUCGGAUCCCGCCCACCCGUGACCCCCAAUAAACACGUCGCUCCA
This is a messenger RNA of Ictidomys tridecemlineatus (thirteen-lined ground squirrel), 1145 nucleotides long. It is a transcript of the gene Sult2b1, whose product is annotated as sulfotransferase family 2B member 1. Gene Ontology annotation, molecular function: sulfotransferase activity. NCBI's taxonomy places the organism in Eukaryota, Metazoa, Chordata, Mammalia, Rodentia, Sciuridae. The record is from RefSeq and is a predicted model, not a curated record.